AUGAUCGCCUACAAGCGAGCGGUCGACCAAGCCGGCGCCAACUUUGCCGGUCACGUUGUCUUGUGGGUCGAUAGGCGCAAGAACGAAGAAGCAGACGCACUGGCCAGGCUCGGGUCCAAGCGACUCCCACCCCCUCUAGGCAUCUUCCUCGACAUCCUCACCCACUCAUCAGUGCGUGUGCCGCGGGAGAUCGACAUCGCCGAACCACCCGCACCCGACUCCGUCCUAGUCGCACUCGCCUCCGAUAUUGGGGACUGGAAAGAACCAUACAUAAGCUACCUCGAGCACCAGGUACUACUGAUGGACGAGACGGAACCACGCACGCUCGUGCGCCGCUGCAAGUCCUUAACAAUCAUCAACAACGAGCUCUACAAGCGCAGCGUCACCGGAGUAUUCCAGCGGUGCGUCACCGCUGAUGAAGGCCGCAAGAUUCUGCGCGACAUCCAUGCAGGAGACUGCGGCCACCACGCAGGCGCGCGCUCGAUUGUAGCCAAAGCCUUCCGGCACGGCUUCUACUGA
This is a messenger RNA of Lolium perenne, 519 nucleotides long. RefSeq lists its product as uncharacterized. The record is from RefSeq and is a predicted model, not a curated record. Lineage: Eukaryota; Viridiplantae; Streptophyta; Magnoliopsida; Poales; Poaceae.